CCAAACCAAACCCUAACUAACUACCACCACCACCACCACGUGCGACGGCACUACUCUUUGACACAAGUCACGUGCCGGACACAAAUCGAUAAUUAGAGAAAAGAGAAAGAAGGAAGAAGAAACACAGGCUUUUGGAAACCCUACCGCCCUAUCUCUUACUCUCGCUAUCUCUCAGACCUCUCUGCAUUUCACCCUCUCACCUUCAAGAAUCGUCGUAAUAGGGUCAGUUGGAUGCUUAUGCUUUAAGUUCCGGAUACUGAAAAUUUGACAAGCCCAUUCCUACCACCCCGGACAACCACCCUGGUCAGGUCCAAGACACUCUGGUUGAACCCGUGACUUCAGGGCAGCAUUUUCCUUUCUUAAGUCUUCUAUUUUCCUGGCCAGGGACUCCCAGGAUGCCUCAUUCACCACGCCAUGCUUACCAGCCACCAGAGCUAGAGAAGCCAAGCAACUCCUCACUCCUUUUUGAAUUUCGGUUAUUUCUAACAAAUUAUUUGCGACCAAACUGAGCAUAUACUGAUGGCCACAUCUGCAAUAUUUGAGCUUCAGAGCUUUCCAUCAGUGGCUUUUGCUACGAACUCACCAAUAUGGUUUAUAUAUACAUACUCUUUUACCUACUUAUGUCUGUGUGAUUGUUGAAUACUGAUCAAAUUUCUGUUAUGGGUCCUAUUGUAUUUUUCUAGCUGUGAUGCAUUUGAUUGUUUUAUCUUGUUGCUGAUUUUCUUCUUUUGUUACAAUUCUAUUUCUCAUGAAAAACACUAUAGGUGGGACUAUCUACGUGAGAUUGUAAAUAGAGGAGGGCUCUAAGAAGACAGAAAAUUUCGAAUAUAUAUAAAGGAGCAAAAUUGGAAUGUUUUACAAAUAGGAAACUGGACUAAAAUUUGAUUUUGCUUUUCUUUUAUAAUCUUUUGCUUUCUAAUUCUGAUCUCAGUUAUCUUUUAAUCGCUUCUGGCAGUCACAUGUUCUAAUUUCAGGCAAAACAUCAUAUGGUGUGGUGCUUAUCUUGUUUUCUGCUUUACUACUAAGUAAGAGCAACAACAUCCAAGGAAGCUCUCCGUAUAAGAAUGCUUAUGCACUUGUUAUUGAGAUUCAACAUCCAAUCAUUUUGGGAGGCACUGAUAAAGAGUUUAUAACAUCCUAACAAAGUCAAGAUUUUGAAUAAGGCGAAUUGUUCAUUUGCUUUGCGACUCCUUGUUUUUUAUGUUGGAGGUGCAAAGUUCAUUGAGUCAGAACUCUUAUAAGUUAUUUGCAGUGUCCUUUUCAAAUGUCAGAAGGUUCCAUGGCCGUAGUUAAACCUGAGAUGAAGUCAUACAUUUGGCUUCAAACUGUUGAUGGUUCAAUCCAACAAGUAGAAGAAGAAGUUGCCAUGUUUUGCCCUAUGAUAUGCCGAGAAGUAAUUCAGACAGGCAUGGGAUCUUCCAAAAACUAUGCUAUAUCACUUCCACAGCGAGUCAAUCCUGCUAUCUUGGGCUUAAUUCUUGAUUACUGUCGAUUUCACCAAGUAGCAGGUCGUUCUAAUAAGGAGCGCAAAACUUUUGAUGAAAAAUUUAUUCGGAUGGAUACAAAAAGGUUAUGUGAGUUGACAUCUGCAGCUGACAGCCUCCAAUUGAAGCCUUUAGUUGAUCUCACAAGCCGAGCACUUGCUCGGAUUAUUGAAGGAAAAACUCCUGAGGAGAUACGUGAAACAUUUCAUUUACCUGAUGAUCUCACCGAGGAAGAGAAGUUAGAGCCCCUAAGAAACAUCACCGAUGACCCACGUAUUCGGCUUCUGAAUCGAUUGUAUGCAAGAAAGAGGAAAGAAUUAAAAGAGAGAAAGAAAUUGAAGAAUGUCGAGGUUGAGGAGGAGCGUGUGGAUGAUCGCUCAGUCGAUGAUCUCUUGUCAUUUAUAAAUGGUGGAGAUGAAGAUACAAAGGGGACGAGAACCAGUAAGAAUAAAAAGAAAAAUCGUCGGAGAAAAGAUCAAUCAAAGGAUUCUUCUUUAACCAAUGUAAAUGGAAACCAUAAUAGGGAGUUGCUUGAUCUGCCGUCUGCUUGCCAUGAAGAUGAGGUUAACAAUGUUGUAUUGGCCUCUCCUAGUACAAGUUCAAAGUUGCAAGAUUCUGCCGUUGUGACUUUUUCCCCAAAGCUCGAGUUUGAGGAUGGUGAUAUUGAUGAUGAUUUAGAUCCUGCGAUGAAGGAGGAACUUGACAGGGAAGUGGAGGAUUUUGCACGAAGAUUAAAUUCAGAUUGGCCGGAAAGAAUGCAGGAAAUUUUAUCUUUGGGCCAAGAAAGAAAGUUUAUGCCUAUUUCUAUAAAUGGCAAUGGUUCCAUGGGUAGAUAUACAAGUUUGGAUCAGAGAUAAUGAAUCAAUGAUAGAUAACUUAUUUCUUGAAAAGGACAGCAGCUCGAGUGGUUUGGAGAAGAUGCCAAUAUGGAGUUUGCUACCGUCAAAGGCGACAAGAGUUCACAUUUUUUUUUUUUGGGUGUGGGCAUCAUGUGAGUAUUUUAUUUGUUCUACCAUCGCCAAAAUGCAAUUUCUUUUCAUGGGCGUGUUGUAUGUAGGAAAAUAGAAAAACGAAAAGGAAAAAAAAAAAAAAAUUAUAGUUGGCAAUUCGGGCAUAGUCUGAAUGUGUCAGGUGGUUUGUGAUUUUCAGCAAUGGUCAUUGGCUAGUUUCUGUACUUGAGAUUAUGUUUUCAUAAUUUUUUCAUUUAUAGUAUCUUUAGGCCCUUUUGGCCA
Molecule: messenger RNA, 2716 nt
Organism: Corylus avellana
Lineage: Eukaryota; Viridiplantae; Streptophyta; Magnoliopsida; Fagales; Betulaceae
Product: SKP1-like protein 21
Biological process (GO): ubiquitin-dependent protein catabolic process
Source: RefSeq, a predicted model, not a curated record